CAACAUGAUGACUAAAGAGUCCUUUUUGUGCAUACAUUAACACAUCUUUCUCUCUUUGCCAGCCUCCCAACAUGAUGACCAACAGACCUCGAGGCAACGUCAAGUCUACAACCCCUUCCAUAGAAAAUAUGACUAUUCACCAACUUGCAGCUCAAGGGGAGGUGGCCCUACUCAGUAUCAGGCAUGAUGAGGGCUAUGACAUGAAUGAAGUGGAUGAGAAUGGAUUGACGUCACUAAUGUGGGCGUCGUCCCAUGGGCAAGUGGGUGUGACUGUGUUCCUGCUGGAGAAUGGGGGCAGUGUGCAUGGAGCCACCAGGGAGGGGGAGACUGCCCUGUCCUUUGCCUGUUGUAAAGGACAUGUAGAGAUUGUGCAGGCACUGCUGAAGGCUGGAGCUAAUGUCAAUGCCUUCGACUGGAAUGGAGGAACCCCUCUACUGUAUGCCAUCCAUGCAAAUCACCCAAAGUGUGUACAGCUCCUACUGUGCCACGGUGCAGACAUGACUGUGGAGACAGACUCCGGACAGAGUCCACUGGGGUUAGCUAUUGCACUGGGACACAAAACAGUCCAACAGGUGAUAGAGAGCCACAUGUUGAAGAUGCUGGAGGGGGCUGUAAGAUGACACACAUCAUCAUACUAACCUGGAUGUAACUUUAUUGUAAGGACUCAUGAUAGUCGAUCUAUUAGUAUUACAGAUAAAAUGAGACUGAUGGAGUAAGUCAAUGAUGGGACAUCAUAGGGGGACCUGCAAAUAUAAUGAAAGAUGCCCCUUGGCAGACAUUUUGUUUGUCUCUCAUCAUGCCACAUUCAGGAAUACCCUUAGGCUGUGACACCUUUAGGCACCUAGAUUACAUCAUUUACAUCAUACAGGCUCCUCCACAGAUCCAAUACAUUCAUGAAAACGGAAAAACCCGCCUGGAAGUCUGAAAACUCUAGUUUCUUGGUUUUGCUGACCAUUGCAGUUUUCUUUCAAAACUUUAUGGCGCUGGUGGUAGCAUUGUUAUGACAAGUAAUGUAGAAAGAAGUAACCUAAAGAUAAUGUCUACUGUAAGGGUAUCCUUUGUCUUCAAUUAAAGUACAUGUAUAAUAUUA
Messenger RNA from Branchiostoma belcheri (Belcher's lancelet), 1090 nucleotides. RefSeq names its product ankyrin repeat family A protein 2-like. Bases 72 to 620 code for a protein of 182 amino acids. The transcript has 6 exons. Gene Ontology annotation, molecular function: protein binding. The record is from RefSeq and is a predicted model, not a curated record. Lineage: Eukaryota; Metazoa; Chordata; Leptocardii; Amphioxiformes; Branchiostomatidae.